AUGAAUACUCAACAAUUAACAAACCAACAAACCAAAGGUGAAUCAACAGACCCAACAAAAGAGCAAUCACUGGCCCAGCAAACAUCAAAUCAACCCCCAUCAGAAGCAAAUAACAUUCACUCAACACUGUCUUUAACUCCAAUGCAAGUGCUCUAUGAUAAUACCAAAACUACUCCAAAAACAAUAGACAAUUAUGUUAUGCAAACAAUGGACAUCACAACAGAUCAGCAAGUACAAGUCACACAAUCGAGUAUCUACAGUAAUGAAGAUCAAUCAAUAGAUACAACAGAAAGCUUUAUUGAGUUGCAGUUACCAUCACUACCAGCAGGCAAAUCAAAUAACCCACCAAAAAUUCACUGA
Molecule: messenger RNA, 360 nt
Organism: Dentiscutata erythropus
Lineage: Eukaryota; Fungi; Glomeromycota; Glomeromycetes; Diversisporales; Gigasporaceae
Source: the annotation of a GenBank genome assembly